AAAUUCCCCCGGAAAUAAUAUUUCGUAGGACGUUUCGUUAUCUGUAAACGGAAGAUAAACAGAAACACUUGUUCAUCAUGGCAGAGACUCACAGCCUGCAAGACAUGAGACAACAGGCUGCCACCACAGCUAAAGUCUUCAUUCAGAGAGAUUACAGUAACGGCACUGUGUGCCAGUUCCAGACCAAGUUCCCCUCGGAGCUGGAGACCAGGAUUGACAAACAGCAGUUUGAGGAGACGGUACGGAGCCUGAACAACCUUUAUGCUGAGGCAGAGAAACUGGGAAGCCAGUCGUAUAUUGAAGGCUGCCUGGGAUGCCUCACAGCUUACACCGCCUUUCUUUGUAUGGAGACUCAUUAUGAAAAGGUUUUAAAGAAGAUUGCGAAAUAUAUUCAGGAACAGAAUGACAAGAUCUACGCGCCUCGAGGCCUCCUGCUCACCGACCCCAUCGAGAGAGGCCUGCGAGUUAUUGAAGUCACCAUCUUUGAAGACAGAAGCCUGACCAGAUAAAAGCCAACACGGGUCUGCAGCAGCUCAGCAGCAAAGACCACCACCUUGAAGACCUUCCAGACCUUCGCCUUUAAUGCUGCGGCUCUACAAUCUCUGCCUGUCCAACUGUCCUUCACACGUCUUAUUUAAAGCAUCAUUUUGUGACCAAGUUUACGAUUGUUUUUCUAUGGCGUGAUCAACUGUUAAAGCGUUACUUGUGACUUUUUGUGCCCUUAUUUCAGUUGAGGGUCAUAUGUUUGUAUUUAGCUGAUGGACAUACAGGAUGUCUACGAAUGAUUAACUCAGAGCUGAUCAGGAUUCUCUAGCUUGAUGAUUCUGGACUAAAAAAACACCUUUUGAAUAAGAGUAUUUGUGAAAUAGUGAAGUUUUAUAUGUUUAUUUUCUUGUCAGACCAUUUUCAGUUGUAAACAUGACACGCAGGGUAACUUGUUAUGGAAGUUUGUUGAACUGAGCCCAAAGUUUUAAAUGAAUAUUAUAGCUAAAUUGAGAAAAUAAACUAAUAAUUUGAAGGAGUCGUGAAUGUGUUGAAUAUCCUGUACCUCACAGUUUUGUUUUUUUUUUUACUUUCUCCAAGGUGUUUGGUAGUUUAUCACCAUUUUUCUGCACUUGUCCCUGAUGAGGUGUCAGAUUUUGGCUUACAGCUCUCAACAGUUCAUUAACAGAUUUUAAUAUGUGUAUAAAGUUCAUGUCUAUGCAGUGAUUUAAAGUUUUUUUCUGUAUUUAGCAUGCAAAACUGUAAAUAUUAAGUUAUGUUUCAUUCUUUAUUCAGAAUCUGUUCUGCAUGAGUGAUGACUACUGUUGAUCUUUGACUCAUGUAAAAAAAUCGUAUUUACUGCCUUUGACCGAAGUAUUAAAAGUGCUCUUGUUAGCUGACAGUGCCUGGAAAGUUUUUGAAUGUUAACUUUAUUUAAAGGCCCGGUCACACCAGAACAGCAACGUUUUACUGUGAUGUAUUUUACAUGAAUUACUGCAAUUGUCCACAAUCAUAUGUCUCACCAACUGAAGUCAUCUUUAAAUGUUUUUUGUUUACCAACAACAAGCUCUGUUCUGUUGCUGGUUAUAACCAUUCAGAACUUGAAAGGUUGUUUGAUAUAAAUAAAACCAAGACCAAUGCAAUCUUCUGUUUGUUUGACCCACAUUUGUAGUAACGCUCCUUUGUAAAGGCUCUUUGAUUAGAAAUAACUUCCCUGCACCAUUUGCUAAGUGAGCAGGCCAAAAGAAGAAGAAUUGAGACAGGUUUUUGCUUUGUUCACUGAAACUAAAAUCCACCAUUUGGAUUUGGAUUAGCUGUAAAACCUCAGAACCUCAGUUUGUUAUUGAAACCUUUGUAUUCUGGAGUACGUAUAGUAAAAGUUAUCUUACUGUGACUCAGCCAUCUGCAAUGUCUUGUGAAAGUGGUGUAAUAAAGGCAUCUUCAUAUAGCUGUGUGUACAGGUGUAGAUCUUUGAACCACAUUUAUCUCAAUGUCUUAUAUAUAUAAAAAAAAGUUUUAUUUAAUUGUUUGGUUGACGGGUGAAAUUUGUAUGUACUUCUGUCAGUUGAUAUCCAAAUAUAUUGUUAAUCUAAACGCUAAUAAAACAUGUAAAUAUCUGA
Messenger RNA from Melanotaenia boesemani (Boeseman's rainbowfish), 2102 nucleotides. RefSeq names its product golgin subfamily A member 7-like. The transcript has 6 exons. Gene Ontology annotation, cellular component: Golgi stack; palmitoyltransferase complex. The coding region runs from base 78 to 509 and encodes 143 amino acids. NCBI's taxonomy places the organism in Eukaryota, Metazoa, Chordata, Actinopteri, Atheriniformes, Melanotaeniidae. Gene Ontology annotation, biological process: peptidyl-L-cysteine S-palmitoylation; protein targeting to membrane; Golgi to plasma membrane protein transport. The record is from RefSeq and is a predicted model, not a curated record.